UUCUGUUGAGUUACCACCUUCUGAUGUUCGUAAAUCCGAGGCCCCCUCUUCAGCAUCGGUGCCCGCGGGUGGUUCAGCAUCAACAGUGCAUGCUGAAACAUUGGUGGCAAUGCCUGUGCUGCAACAGCAUGGAGAGGUGUUUGUCGGCCCAGGAUCGAAGCGCGAAGCGCAGUUACUGGGUUUGGGUCUAACAAAACUGAGUUCCAGAAGAAAAGACGACCUUCAUCUAGCUAAACGUUACGCAAUGGAUGUUUCGAUUAAACAGAUCAUGCUGCGUCAGCAAAAGGCUCAUCACGAAAAUCAACAAAAACAAGCGAUGUAUGCGCAGGCGCUCUCACUUAUGGCACGUGUAUACAUAGGAUCGAUAUCGUUUGAAGUCAGGGAAGAAAUGAUAAAGAAGGCUUUUGAAGUAUACGGUCCGAUCAAAAGCAUCAACAUGAGCUGGGAUCCAACCACCGGACAUCACAAGGGGUUUGCGUUCCUAGAGUUUGACGUGCCAGAAGCUGCUCUCCUUGCUCAGGAAUCUAUGAACGGACAGCUUAUGGGCGGAAGAAAUCUGAAGGUCGGUCGUCCUUCUAACAUGCCACAAGCACAGCCCAUCAUUGAGAUGGUGCAACAGGAUGCUAAGAAAUAUCACAGGUGA
Messenger RNA from Strongylus vulgaris, 643 nucleotides. The record is from the annotation of a GenBank genome assembly. Lineage: Eukaryota; Metazoa; Nematoda; Chromadorea; Rhabditida; Strongylidae.